Molecule: messenger RNA, 2301 nt
Organism: Galendromus occidentalis (western predatory mite)
Lineage: Eukaryota; Metazoa; Arthropoda; Arachnida; Mesostigmata; Phytoseiidae
Gene: Wdfy2
Product: WD repeat and FYVE domain containing 2
Exons: 6
Coding region: 232-1449 (405 amino acids)
Cellular component (GO): early endosome
Molecular function (GO): metal ion binding; protein binding
Source: RefSeq, a predicted model, not a curated record
AAACACCUAGCACCCGAUCUGCAAUCAAAUUCGGAGCGAUCCGCGGGACCGGAGCGGCGAAAAGCGCGGUAGUUGCAGCGAGAAAAACUCUCUUCGUCGUGCAGACACCGUAUACCGUACAGGCUUUGGAACGUUCGCGUGUGGUGCUGCAGGAAGUAAACACGGUCUUGCGUGCAUUCGGAGAUCUCACAUGACAGUGGGAGGCGAGAAAAUUUGAUAGAAGACUCCGAUAUGGCUGCGUCGAUAAAGCCGGUCGCUGGGACCCAAUUCAUGUCGUCGAAAAAACCGCAGUUCUUGUGCAAACUCGACGGACACCAAGAAACCGUGAAUCAGGCCAUUCUCAUCGGGGCGGAGGACGACCCGGCGGUGAUUUCCAUAUCCGAUGACAAAACGAUUCGGAUUUGGUCUCGGAGGGACUCGGGCCAGUACUGGCCGUCGAUAUGUCACACCAUGCCGGCUGCGGCCAGCGCCAUGGACUACGAGCACGGAACCAGACGGCUAUUUGUCGCUUUGGAUAAUGGAACCAUCACCGAAUUCGAUCUGUCCGAUGAUCUGAACAAAAUCACGCUCCGGAGGAGCUAUAUCGCCCAUCAGCAACGCGUAGCGUCCAUUAAGUUUUCAUUAGCGACGGAGUGGCUGUUAUCGGCUGGCAAAGACAAGUACUUCCAGUGGCAUUCCACCGAAACAGGUCGUAGACUGGGAGCUUUCCAGAGCUCGUCAUGGUGCACAACGGUAGAAUUUGAUGCGGCUUCGCGACACGCGUUCGUAGGUGACUAUUCAGGGAACAUCACGAUGCUUAAGUUGACGGAAACGAACUACCAGCCUGUCACCACACUACGAGGUCAUUCGGGAUCGAUCCAGACCCUGUUAUGGGACGAGAAGAAGAGUCUGCUCAUUUCUGGAAGUUUCGACCAGGUCAUCAUAGUGUGGGACAUUGGGGGUGGUAAAGGCACAGCCUAUGAACUCUGCGGUCACAAACAACGCGUAACAGGUCUAGCGAUUUUUGGUCAGAAACUCCUAUCAGUCUCCGAAGAUUCUACCCUCGUCGUCUGGGAUAUGUCGGCGAAAAGACAAGGGACCCCGGAAUGGGCAGAGCGGGACUGCUGUGAGCGCUGCGCAAGGCCCUUCUUCUGGAACGUCAAAGCUAUGCUUGACCAGAAACAGGUUGGUUUGCGUCAGCAUCACUGCCGCCGAUGUGGGAGAGCACUCUGCGACAAGUGCUCUUCGAACCGGUCCCCUCUGCCGGUUUUAGGUUACGAGUUCCCCGUUCGCAUUUGCGACGAAUGCCAUCUGCACGUCUCGGAUCGCGAUCGACAAUCCCUCGCAGAGUUCCACGACUUAAAGACGCCGGUUGCCGGUAUGUCCCUCGCACCGAACGGCGUGAAAUUGAUGGCCACCGUCGGAUCGGACCGCAACAUGAAAAUUUGGGACAUCGCCACAGUGAUCUGAGCGGGGACGCAGGACAAAUGAUAAGACACUGUACACUGGUUGAUCAGCCGCAAACUCUCAUCGAGGCUGCCUUAUACGUCCUGUCCUAGUGUGCAGUUCCUCGACACCGAUUAUUAUCUUUUCGAGUUCCACAUGCUGGCUGAUCUAGAUAAUAAUUAUUGUCGCUGAAUGAUGAGACUGAAGAAGAGGAUCACGAAUAGUGAUUUACGCCCUGUCGAUGUUCAGGGCGGAGGUCCUGUUUCUUUUCUUGUGUGAAUGAACUAUCAUAUCGCUAGUUGUAGUCUAUCUAGGUAAUCUAUUGAAUCGCCUUCGCGGCCAGUUCCGACUGCGGUCUGUUUUCUACGGUUUUCGAGAUAACCAGCACGUAUAACAGUGACCUAAAACCCGACAUAUAGAGCAUACGGUCAUCAUGUGAAACUUGAGAAAUCCGACCGAGAACCAUAGCUGGAUACAUACCUGUGAAAUCUACGCAACUGUUAAGCAUAGCUAGGAGUCGGAGCGACUCGGAUGAGGUUGUUCGCACAUCUUACGACGGGAUGUCGACGAGGUGAUCCCCCCAUGAUAAUGAUGAUGAUAAGUUUCUCAUGAAACUUCCCCCGAUAGCACCGUUCUAGAAGAUAUCGAUAACCUGGACGGUGAUAUGGACACGGAUGGAUGGAUGUGCUGGCGUGAAUAUUCGCUGAAUGCGGUGUCCAAUCAAAAACCGCGAAUGUUUGGCGGUAAUUAAAUCAGUGUCAUAGAUGGCGAGGACUACCACUCGAUAUCGCGGAUCGAACGGAUCCACGCCAUCCCUGAGGUGCCGAAUACAAGCGAAUAUACAAAGCUUUCAGAGAAAUUGAAUUUGACGGGAGC